Molecule: messenger RNA, 906 nt
Organism: Plasmodium gonderi
Lineage: Eukaryota; Apicomplexa; Aconoidasida; Haemosporida; Plasmodiidae
Product: variable surface protein
Exons: 3
Coding region: 1-906 (301 amino acids)
Source: RefSeq, a predicted model, not a curated record
AUGUCACCAGCGAUGCCAAUGACAUGGAUUUCAUUUAUUAAAGCUAUAUUUCCUACAUGUGCUGAUGAGUAUAAUUCAGUUACUACAGAUAAGGGUAAGGAAGAUUUACGUAAUAAAUUCUCUAUUAUGUGUGCUCAAUUCAGAGACAAUAUAAGGCUUAAUGAAUUAAGUGAGGAUGAGCAAAAAACGUUUGAAUUAGUUUGUCCAGAUAUUUCACUCUAUUUAGACCAUAUCAAAAAAACAUAUACUCAAAAGAAUGAUCCACAAACUUAUGUUAAUUCAAGUUGUAAUUAUUUCUUUUACAAACUGAAAUUUCUUAUUAAUUCUUGUAAUCUUAAAUGUGGAAAAAUAGAGUCUUGUUAUACAAAAAUGAGAGAAUAUAUGAAAAGUAAUCCUCCUGAUGAAGAUGCUUUUGAUAUAUGUGCGAAUGAACAAGUGUACGAGGGAAUUGUUUAUGAAAAUAUAUUUGGAAUGAUGAAAUAUAUUGAUUUAGCAUUUUAUUCACUUUAUCAUUUAAAAAGUAUAGCAGAAUAUAGAACCCAGCAGAAGGCAAUGUAUUUAAAUUUUAUUAAGCAGGUUUUACAAGUUUUAAAUAGCCAACGUGAUGUUUUCCCUAAGAUUUAUCAAAGGAUAAAGGAUGAAUAUGAUGAAAUUAUCCAGAAAGUGCAAAUAAAAACACAGCAAGUUAAUACAGAUGAUCAAAGCUCUCAGGGAAUAGCAACCAGAGAUUCAGUACAUGUCUACAGAGCUCACAUAACAUUUUUAAAACAUAAAACAAGGAAUAUAAUGAAGAUAAAGAAUAAACAAAAUGAGAAUAUGGUAAACUCAUCUGCUACACUUGAAGGAAUAUACAAUGAUUCAAUUGAUAAUAAAUAUAGUUUAGCUUAUAGUUCAGAGGGUUAUUAG